Cynara cardunculus var. scolymus (artichoke) is the source of this 5180-nucleotide messenger RNA. RefSeq lists its product as uncharacterized. The record is from RefSeq and is a predicted model, not a curated record. NCBI's taxonomy places the organism in Eukaryota, Viridiplantae, Streptophyta, Magnoliopsida, Asterales, Asteraceae. The transcript has 8 exons. Bases 426 to 5030 code for a protein of 1534 amino acids.
GUUUUGUACAACAAAAGCCUCCUCUGCUUCUCUAUAACCAUCAUCUUUACCCACCUAAUCAACGUUUUUCAUUCUUCAUAUUUACUCAUCUUUUCAAGAAACCCCCAUUAUUUUUCUGCCGAUUUAGAGUUAUAAUUUCAUACUUCUUGUUCCUUGUUGACAAUUAAUGAGAUUUUUGCCUGCAAAUUGGGGUUUGAAUUCGGAAUUUUGAGAUAUAUUCAAUUCCCAUCUGGGGUUUGUUUAUUUUUGUGUGUGGGUAUUGGGAUAUUUAGGUCAAGUUUGGUUUCUUUUUAUGGACGAUUCUUGAAAAGUCCCUUUGUCACUGUUGUUGAGAGCCCUUUUCUUACUUUUUCAUCCCCCCUUUGGAUGUGUGUAAUUAGCGACCAACUAUGAGAGGAUGAAAGUGGAUGCGCUGAUUGACUUCGAUGAUGGAAGAAACGAGUGGAGAGGCAGGAGAUGAUCAGGGCUCUGGAUGGCUGCAAGUGAAAAAGAAGCAUAGAAGCAAUUCAAAGUUUUCUCUCCAAGGAUGGGUGGGAGGAUUAUCUAGGAAACAGAAUUCAAAUGUGGUGCCCCACCAGCCUCAUCAUGUACAACAUGGGACUUCAAAUGUUAGCUGUAGUGAACCGAUUAUAAAAACUAAGGGUUCCAGUACGCCCGAUUCUGGUAAUUCAAAUAAUACUUAUGUUCCUACUGAAUACGAGAAGGAUGUGAACUACCUUGACAAGUGUGUGGUUAGCCAUGACGAUGAUAAUAAAACUGGUUAUGAUCACGAGCUUCCACAAAUUGAUAAUCUUGAUGUUUUUCCAAAGAUUAAAUGGGGUAAUUUGGAUGAUGGUGCUUUGGUUCAGACUAGUAGUAAAACCGCCAGUAUUGACAUAAAAUUCGGUGAUAUUGGAAAUGAGGUUGCUGAGAUUGCUGUUACUGAAGAUGAUUCUGUUUCAAGUAUGCCACUUUCUACUGAACUUAAAGAGAAGGAAAUCGUAUCAGCUGCUGAAGAGGACACCGGAUCUCAGGAAAUCGAAGAGGUGAAGGAGGUAUCGUCGGAAGACGUCAAGAUUCAAAUUAUAAAUGAGGAAGUUAUUAGUCAAAGUGAUGGUGGUUCUCAAGAACUUGAUAAGAACUUAAAAACUGAAAAUCUUGAUGCAAGUGGCUCAGAAAAUUUAGUUACGAAUAGGGAUUUAAGCUUUUCGCAAGAUUCUGAAUUUACGUUAGAUGAAAAGGUGACAAUUGAGAUACCAAAAGAAUCUACUCCCACAACCUCUACUGAAGAUUCCGAUGGCAAACAGACUGCUUCGGUUUUCAAUGACUUGUCAGAAGGUCAGAUCAUGAGUGCAAUUGGUUCAGGUGAAAUUGAAGCUGGUGAGAGUAAAGAACGGUUUAGGCAACGGCUUUGGUGCUUUCUUUUUGAGAACCUUAACCGGGCUGUUGAUGAACUGUAUCUUCUAUGUGAACUAGAAUGCGAUAUAGAUCAAAUGAAAGAGGCCGUUCUUGUUCUUGAAGAAGCAGCAUCUGAUUUUAAGGCGUUGAAUUCUAGAGUCGAAGAGUUUGAGAAAGUGAAAAAGUCAUUGACUCAAUCAAGUGAUAAGUCGCCAAUGACCAUGAAGGCUGAGCAGCGCAGGCCACAUGCACUCUCAUGGGAGGUUCGACGUAUGACAACUUCACCACACAGGGCUGAAAUACUGUCUUCAUCACUCGAGGCUUUUAAGAAAAUUCAACAAGAUCGAGCAGCCAUGAAUAAUAAUUCUAGAAAAAUAGGGUUUACUGACUCUUAUGAUCGUUCUAGUGGCAGAGUUUUGAAUAAACAUACCUCUAGAACUGAAGUAGCAAGUGGUGGUAGAGAAUCGGCAACGGAACUGAGGAAACGAAGUGGGGUUUCAGUUCUUUCUCAAGGAAACUCAAGUAGGGUAAAGAAAAAUGCUGACCCUAGCAAGAACAAGAAGGAAGUGGUUGGUUAUUCAGAAUUGGAGAAGGUGGGACCGAGGAAAGAUAAUCUUAAAUCCAUGGAUCAAACCAAAAAAGCGACUUUUAUGUCGGAAAGAGAUAAGGAAAGAAGAAACAAUCUUAAUGGAAUGUCUUAUAAGUCAAUGGAUGCAUGGAAGCAAAAAAGGAACUGGGAGGACAUACUAGCUUCGCCUUAUUCUGUAUCUUCACGUUUUUCACAUUCGCCAGGUAUGAGUAGGAAAAGCAUGGAGCGGGCCCGGAUUCUACAUGAUAAGUUAAUGUCGCCCGACAAGAAGAAAAAGACGGCACUUGAUUUAAAGAAAGAGGCUGAAGAAAAGCAUGCACGGGCGACGAGGAUUAGAAACGAGCUAGAGAACGAGAGACUACAAAAACUUCAACGCAGUACAAAGAAACUUAACCGUGUGAACGAAUGGCAGGCGGUUCGUAGCACACGUCUGCGUGAGGGAAUGCACGCUCGCCAUCAACGCAGCGAAACUCGUCAUGAAGCUUAUCUAGCUCAAGUUGCAAGAAGAGCAGGUGAUGAAAGUACUAAAGUUAAUGAAGUCCGUUUCAUUACUUCACUAAAUGAAGAAAACAGGAAGCUUAUGUUGAUACAGAAAUAUCAAGAUUCAGAAUUAAGGAGAGCUGAGAAACUGAAAGAUAUGAAAUCGAAGCAGAAAGAGGAUAUGGCAAGAGAAGAAGCUGUUUUGGAAAGAAAGAGGCUUGUUGAAGCUGAAAAAAUGCAACGUCUUGCAGAAACACAGAGGAAAAAGGAAGAAGCCCAAUUAAGAAGAGAGGAGGAAAGAAAAGCAUCGAGUGCUGCCCGUGAAGCAAAAGCAAUGGACCAGAUGAGGAGAAGGGAGGUUCUUGCAAGAGCCCAACAAGAGGAAGCCGAACUUUUAGCCCAAAAACUAGCCGAAAGGCUCAGGGAAAGUGAACAGCGCCGAAAGUUCUAUUUGGAACAAAUUCGGGAGAGAGCUUCAAUGGAUUUUAGGGACCAAUCUUCGCCCUUAUUAAGGCGUUCUCUGAACAAAGAGGGUGCGGGUAAAUCUACACCGUCCAUCUGUGGUGAAGAUGAUCUGCAAACCAGCAGUGCUGCAGGUGUUGAAGGUACCAUGCUUCCUGCUAGAAGUUUAGCAAUUCAGCAUUCGUUAAAAAGAAGGAUCAAGAAAAUUAGGCAAAGGCUCAUGGCUCUAAAAUAUGAACUAUCUGAGCCUUUUAUUGGUGCUGAAAGUGCUAGUAUUGGAUAUAGAGCUGCGGUAGGAACUGCGAGGGCGAAAAUAGGGAGGUGGCUUCAGGAGCUUCAACGACAUAGGCAGGCUAGAAAAGAAGGGGCGGCUAGUAUUGGGCUAGUAACUGCUGAUAUAAUUAAGUUUUUGGACGGAAAGGACCCUGAACUGCAUGCUUCUCGACAAGCUGGUCUUCUUGAUUUUAUUGCUUCAGCUCUGCCAGCUUCACACACAUCCAAACCUGAAGCCUGCCAAGUAACAAUAUACUUCUUGAGACUUUUAAGGGUAAUACUGUCAUUGCCUGCAAACAGGAGUUACUUUCUCGCAGAAAAUCUUCUGCCGCCAAUGAUACCCAUGUUGGCAGCCGCCCUUGAGAACUUCAUCAAAAUCACAGCAUCAUCUUCAAAUGUUGGGGGUAGUAAAACACUAAUCGAAAAUUCUGAUACGAUCACUGAAGUUCUGGAUGGAUCUCUGUGGACUGUGGCAGCUAUUAUUGGUCAUUCAAGCUCUGAUGAACGCCAGCUUCACAUGCAGGAUGGUUUAAUAGAGCUCGUUAUAGCAUAUCAAGUUAUUCAUCGACUGAGAGAUCUUUUUGCACUCUAUGAUAGGCCACAAGUGGAAGGCUCUCCGUUCCCUUCAUCUAUUCUCUUGAGCAUCAAUUUGUUGGUAAUAUUGACUUCCCGAUAUAGAACCGUUUCUUCAAUCGACUGGGAAUCUUAUCCAGUUGAAACGAUGGCAGAUAAUGGAAUACAAGAGGCUAAACAUAUGGAGGUUGCAGAACCAAGAGGUUCUUUAUUUAAUUCAAGUGGGAAUUCUGAAUCAUCUUCCAAAUUGUUGCAAGAUGUACCAGAGGACCGGCCACUAGAUGACUUAUGUAAGAAGGAUGAGAAGAACACUGUGGAUAGUGGUGGAGAACAAAAGAACAAAAACAAAUUGGGACAUAAGCAUCCUGUGGAAUAUCUUCUUUCAGCCAUAUCUGAAACUGGAUUAGUGUGUCUCCCCUCCUUGUUGACAGCCGUGUUAUUGCAGGCUAACAACAGGUUGUCCUCUGAGCAGGGUUCGUACGUUCUUCCGAGUAAUUUUGAGGAAGUAGCAACUGGGGUGCUGAAGGUUUUGAACAAUUUAGCUUUGAUUGAUAUUAACUUUAUCCAGAUGAUGCUAGCAAGGCCAGACCUAAAAAUGGAAUUUUUUCAUCUGAUGAGUUAUCUUCUUUCUCAUUGCACCAGCAAGUGGGGAGCGGCUACCGAUCAGACUGGUUUGCUUCUGCUUGAAUCUUUGUUGCUUCUUGGAUACUUUGCCAUGUUCCACCCUGAGAAUCAAGCCGUUCUUCGUUGGGGGAAGAGCCCCACAAUUCUUCACAAGGUAUGCGAUCUGCCUUUUGUUUUCUUCAGUGACCCUGAUUUAAUGCCAGUCUUGGCUGGAACACUCGUAGCCGCCUGUUUUGGGAGCGAGCAGAACAAAGGAGUGGUUCAGCAAGAACUUAGCAUAGAGAUGCUUCUUUCCUUGCUCAGAUCCUGUAGAAGUGUGUCCCCGUCAGGUUUGACCCAAGUUAAUCCACCGAUUGACGAUUCCAGUGAGUCAACUCAGUCUGGUCCCGAGACAAGAAAACUUAAUGGUGAUGUCUCGCAAAGAUCAAACCGGCACAAUACAAGAAGCACACGGGUUCAAUCAGGAAGAGGUGGUGCAGUUGGGAACAGUAGCAGAAGUAUUAAGAUUCGGAAUCAGAAAGAUAGUAGCAAAUCAACGAGGGUUUGUGAAUCAAAUUCGGAAGGUUGCUCCAAUUUGAUGCUCCAUUCAAGAUUUCCUGCAAGCUUUAUUGACAGAGCAGAAUUGUUCUUUUCAACUGAAUCACCAGUUUAAGUGUAAAUGAAACUUGUUGGAGGACAAGAUAAAGUAGAACAACUUUUGAAACCCGCUUCACAAAUUGAAUAAAAGAGCCGACAAAUGCGAAAAGCAGGUUCCUUUCGAUCUUUCUUGGUUGUAAUUUUGCAUUUGAUGAUAAAAAGCAUG